GUCGAUCUGCAACGACGACGAGGCGGCUCAUCCGCCCACGCUGCUCAUGGACCCAGGAGCCCGCAAACUCCUCGAGUCCGUCACCCACGAAACUCUCCAUGCCCACAACUUCGCCCGCUCCUCCUCCCAGGCCUCCGCCGUCCUCACCGACGUCCUCCACCGCUAUCUCGAGCUGCUGACGACGACAUGCGCGAAGUAUGCCGAGCACGCGGGGCGGCUGUCUCUCACCAUCCGCGACGCGGCCUCUGCGCUCGACGAGCUCGGCCUAGGCGUUGAUGAGCUCCAGGAGUAUGCGGCGGUCGAGGGCAGGGACAUGACGCGCUAUACGGUGCAUUCGCAGAGACGGGUGGAGGAUCUGGCGGAAUUCAAGGCAUCCUUGGCGGUGGGCCUUCGUGAGGACCGCGACGAUGCAAUCCCGCUCGUGUACGCUCGUGUGUCGACACCUGCGCUCGAGGAAGACGAGGAUGAGGGCAGUGCCAGCGAGGUCGAGGAAGACCUCCGAGAAGACGAGAAUGGGGAAGAACCUGAGCCCUUUGCGAUGGACAUAGAGGGCCAAAUCGUCGAAAUGGAGCCUUUCGCGAAAGUAAGAGAGGAUCCAAAGAGCAUACAACCGCCAACAUCGCCCCCUCUUCCAUUGUCGCCCAUAUCGAAUCCCUCGACACCGCCGCGGAAGCGGCCACGCACAUCAAGCUGGCGCCCGCCGCCCUAUGUCCCAGACUAUCUCCCGCCCUUCCCAACCACCUCACCACGACGUUCGCCAUCGCCCUUGCCUCAGGAUGCAUCAGCAGUCCCUGGUCCUGUGAAGGUCGAGCGUCCUCCCACACCGCCCCCGCCUCAAAUUGCUACCACGACACCCUCUGCUGAUUACCUGACCCCUACCCCUUACGCGCAGUCCUCACUGGCUGCAACGACUGGCCCGUGGCAUCUGCCGAAUGCACUCCCAAACACGCCAGAUUCCGCCUUGCAGUCGCCCCUUCGUACUGCAAUCCCCCAGGUCCAGCCGGCACUCCUAAGUGCAUAUCAUCACAUUCUCACGCACCCUCCCCCACCAAAUGUCUCCUCCGUCAACCCAGCCCGCUAUAAAGUCGCGCUUGCCUUUGUCACGCAGUCCGAGACGAACCCACGCUGGGACCCCGCGAUUACAUUGUUCGGAAACACAGCGCCCAAUGCGCCGCGUGUCACUGCGAUGGCCCCAUCUUUCCCGAUCCCUAUAAGCAAGCUGCCCCCGACACCGACUGACGGCAAGGACGAGGCAGAGAAAGACAAGAAAACGAACUUGCCGUCUGCACCGCCGAAACCGGUGGUGACGUCUGAGCGUGUCACACCCCUGCUAAGCCAACAACCGUCGCGUAUACCGGAUUUGGCCCGUCAAGUGCUACCGGGCUCGGUGUACGGCCGUGCAACACGCUUGACACAUCCGCCCAUACUGCAGCGCGGUUCACAGAAGCUCACGUACGGGCCCGGCAUCAAUGCACCGUGGAACACGAACGCACCAACACCUCCCGCUGCACCACUGACGAAUGCAAAGGGCAAGGACAGCGGUGUGAAUGGGGUUGUCAAGGACGGGGAGACACCUGCGAGGGCGCUCUCCGACGCUCGUCUCUAUGCAACAUGGGACUACGAACCGAAACGCUUCCAGGAUGCGAUUGUCCCGCGCCGAGGGAGGAUGGGGAGCAUGCACAGUGUGAGUGCACCAGGGCCUCCGGUGCGCCAGAGGAGCGAGAGCAGGCCGCUGGGUUAGGUAUGGGACCGAUGGCGGUGAUGGUGUGAGGCUCGGUCGGACAGUGUUUAUUUUGUUUCCUUGUUUCUUCUGCAGUUGCUCUCCGUGUCGCAUACAUAGCUGGUAGGAUCCACUCUCAUGGCAAUCUGUGUACCGCACCGUCGUCUGUCGCAGCAACGAAGCUGGCUAUUUCUGGAGUGUCGAGGGCUGGGACUUGUCGAGAAAGGCGGAUGGGUGAUAGU
Molecule: messenger RNA, 1962 nt
Organism: Rhodofomes roseus
Lineage: Eukaryota; Fungi; Basidiomycota; Agaricomycetes; Polyporales; Fomitopsidaceae
Exons: 3
Coding region: 47-1741 (564 amino acids)
Molecular function (GO): protein heterodimerization activity
Source: RefSeq, a predicted model, not a curated record